AUGUUUGAUUUUCCAAUGAAUUCUCCAACCAAUCUCCGAGAUCUCAUUGUCUACGAUAUUCAUCUAUGGAAAACUAUCGAUAAAUCAUAUAAAAACUACGAAAAACUGUGUGAAGUGAUGAAAAAAGAGGCGAUUUCUUAUGACAACUACGAGUAUUGGUUCAAUCGAUAUCUCAAAGAGAGCUACUAUUCAGCAAAAAAUGGAAGAGCUAUUCGGGUGACCGAUAUUCGUAUUUGCAUUUAUUCUGAUAUUAUUAAUGAGAAGUCGCUGGAAAGUUCAUAUAGAGAUCUGUGUGAUGCAUUCGACUAUGAUAAAAUCGAUAAGAAUGAACAUACUGAUUUGCACCCCAUUUAUGGCUAUGAGAGAUGUCCGCAUGCACAACUUUUGGCGGAACGAUCAAAAUAUUUCAAUGCAGCCUCUCUUGAUACUUGUAAUGAUGUGGGCUUGAAAUUCUCCGACUUGCCAGAAGAUGUAGUCACUGAAAUCGUGGAUAGAUGUGACUUGAAGGCAUAUCUGAAUCUCCGAAUUGUCUCUCAUUCACUCCGAACAAUCGUCGAUAAACGGUCUCCUCCAUGCACCGAUAUUGAGAUCAUUGUCAGAGAUGAUUACGUUCAAAUCAAGGCGAAUAAUGAGAUUCUGGUUGAUUCUCGCCCCAUUGAACUGACACAUUCCCGUCAUUGCUCAUUAAGUUUGAUCGGAAAAUGCGUGGUACGAAAGCUGGAAUUUCUUCUGAAUAACCCGAAACUCCGAUUGAAAUCAUUUCGAAUCGAUUCGUUUACUCAUGUGGAAACUACAAACUAUGAGAAGAAUUUUCUGAAGCUACUCGAUCAAUUUUCACACAAAAUCCAUGUAGAACGUUGCUCGAUUGAAAUGGAACAAAACAUCUGUAGAGUUCUACAAUGUUUCAAACCUGGAUCGCUUCAAAAACUGGUUAUCGGUGGCUCGUUGUCGAUAAAUGAAAUUAGUCGAAUCGCUCAAACGGAUCAAUGGAAGCAGGCGAAACAUCUCAACCUCAUUUGUUUCCCCGAAUUAUCGAUUGAGUAUUUCUCCCAUUUCUCCACUUUCGAAAUAUCUUUCGGAACAAUUUCAACUAACAAUCUGGUCCGACUCUGUGAUAACCUCUCCAAAUCGACCAAUUUCGAGUCAUGCAUCAUCAAAAGUACGCGUUCGUUGAAUAUUGAGACAAUCAAGAAUGCACGGAAUCUUCAACCGUCUGAUACUCCGAAUAAGUAUUAUGUUCCGAAUUCAAAUCUUGUAGUUCAGUUUCCAAGAGGUUCUGUGGCAUACGAAAUUUCUAUCCGUAAACUUUAA
Messenger RNA from Caenorhabditis remanei, 1311 nucleotides. RefSeq lists its product as uncharacterized. Gene Ontology annotation, molecular function: protein binding. Bases 1 to 1311 code for a protein of 436 amino acids. NCBI's taxonomy places the organism in Eukaryota, Metazoa, Nematoda, Chromadorea, Rhabditida, Rhabditidae. The transcript is spliced from 5 exons. Gene Ontology annotation, biological process: innate immune response. The record is from RefSeq and is a predicted model, not a curated record.